Molecule: messenger RNA, 297 nt
Organism: Eruca vesicaria subsp. sativa (arugula)
Lineage: Eukaryota; Viridiplantae; Streptophyta; Magnoliopsida; Brassicales; Brassicaceae
Source: the annotation of a GenBank genome assembly
AUGAAGUUCACAGGAGUAGUAUACAUCGCGUUUGUGAUAGUUCUUGUGUCGGCUUUAGCUCCGACCAAAGCUGUCUUGGAAGAGAAAGUGGAAUGCGUUCCGACAGAACUUAUAGUAUGCUCACCAGCAUAUCAUGAAGGUGAUAGUCCACCGUCAGCUGAAUGCUGCGGAAAACUGAAAGAUCAAGAAUCGUGUUUCUGUGAUUACAUAAAAAAUCCAAAGUUUGCUCCGUAUAUUAAUUCUCCAAUUGCUCAAAAGGUUUUAGCGGCUUGUCGUAUACCUGCUCCUAUUUGUUAA